CGUCGUAUGGACAAACCGUCAGCAAAGUAAAAGUAGGGUUUCAUCCACCUCGAAGGGGAAAAGCGCACGGUUGCGCGUUGGUCGCGCGUUGGUCACCGGUCUGGCAGCCUCAGGCUCCACGCGCCCCACAGUAAAAAUUUCACGGAAGAUUCUCCGCUUCUUCACCCUCCAAGCCGACCCGGUCUUCUCUUCCUCUUUUUCUUUCCUCGUCUGCCCGAGCCUGGCAUCCCCGGCACUUUCAACUCCUUUGGUGGAUUUGACUGAUAGAUAUCACGGGAAUUCAACAUCUUUUUCUUCCUGUCUGCCUAUUAGCUGUAGCACCGCAGCGGACCACUCGCCCUCGAUAACGCCUUCGCCGGUGUCGUGUGCUCUGCUGCUAUUUGUGAUUACGUUUCCAUAGCACAAUAUCUAUCUCUGUUGCGCUGAGGCAUCAAAUGUCGAGAAGCUGGACUCGGUCUUCGUUCUCCCCAGCGCUACAUUUCACCUCAUUAGAAUAUUCGACCCUGUCAUGGUCUCCCUCGCCACCCCCUCGCGCAGCCCAGCGACGGUAUCCAGACCGACCAACCCCUCCAAAAUGAAACUUCCCUCCUCGCCAGCGUCCAUUUUGAAGAGAUCUAAAACCGAUACCACCACUCCCGGGCUGAAACACCGAAUGGAGGAAAUGGACCUCUCGCUCUCCCCGCCGUCCAACAGUCCGUCGCCGGACUCAACCCCGAGUCCCCGCAAACGACCUCGAGUACAAUUCGACAUGCGGCGGGCCACCCACGAUGGUCAACAAUCUAGGACGCCAGAUAAGAGCGCGGCCCUGGUACGAGAAGAAGUGCGCCGAGCCAUCCAGCGACAUGUCUCGGACGGCGGCAGCGAGGCGUAUGACCAGAUCAAGGAAGUGUUCACGGCGGACCCGCGCAAAUGGGACGAGGCCGGAAUCGAUAUACCUACACACACGUCUCUAAGAAAUCAUCUCAUGGGACUUUUGUCCAACGUGGCGGCCUUGGAUCGCAGUUGCAACGGGCUCGUCACGGCCGUGCUGGAAAGCCAGUGGCUCGGACGCGAUGAAUCGUAUGUUAAGCUAUAUAUCCGCUUCCUAGGUAAUUUGACUGCUGCUCAAGGAAGUUAUCUGGGUUCGGUGCUCCGGAUGCUCGUGAAACAUCUGGGCGAGCUUCCCAUCGGGAUAGGCAAACUGCCUGGCUACGCGCGUGUCCAUGCGAAGGAGCUGUACCCCCGUGUCCACAUGGCCCUUCGGCAUGUUAUGGGGUUGAUUCCGUCCAGCAGUGGGGCCCUGUCACCCAUCUUGUCCUCCGAAUUUCCCUCCGCCGUGGAUUCGGCCAAAGCCAAUGUCGCGUAUACUCACAACCUUCUCCGAGUGAUUGGGUAUGCUCCUGAAUUGCAAGCCGAGAUCCUCGCUCUCAUCACUGAAAAGCUCGUCAAGAUUGACGUUCAGAUCCAGGUCGACCUGGAAGAUAUUAAGGAGGAAGAGGAAGAAGGCGUCCUGCAAGAUGUCUCGCCCGAAGAAAUCAUGUACGCUGAGGGCGAGGACGAGGACGACGACGAUGACGACAACGACUCGCUCCUGAGUGAGGAUUUACUGGACAACGAGGCGCAACACAUCAAGACCGUCAAAGAUAACAUCCUCAAGCUUGAUGGCAUGAUUGACCUUCUCUUCGAAUACUACAACCCUGCGUUCACGACAGGUACCUAUGACGACCAGCGAAAUGCCUUUGAUAUUUUACUGAGCCAUUUCGUAAACAUCAUUCUCCCCACCUACAGAUCCCGACACACCCAGUUCAUUCUUUUCCAUUUCUCCAAGUACCAUCCGGAUUUGGCGGAUGAUUUUACGGUCAAAUGCACAACUAUUGUCUUAAACCGCGCAGAGCGGACCAUCACACGCCAAUCUGCCGCCGCCUACCUUGCUAGCUUCGUUGCGCGAGGCGCGCACGUUUCGGGAGUUCUCGUGCGAGAUGUGUUCGAUGUGCUGGGCACUCAUUUGAACGAGCUCCGCACCCAGUACGAGGCCACCUGCCGCGGACCGGAUCUUCGUCGCUACGGACCGUUCUACUCGACGGCGCAGGCGUUGCUAUACAUAUUCUGCUUCCGCUGGCGGGACUUGACGACCGCGGCGAUGGAGGACGACCAGGUGGACGAAAUGGACCUGGACGACAUCAACUUCCCUCCUAUGGUCAGGGAUGUGCUACACAAGGCCAUCCACUCCAAAUUGAACCCACUCAAGGUCUGCUCGCCGCCCAUCGUGUCGCAGUUCGCCCGCAUGUCGCAGCACUUGAACCUCAUGUACGUGUUCAGCAUCCUCGAGACCAACAAACGCGUGCGCAUGUCGUCGCAUCGCAACCUCUCGGCGCUCGCGGACCCUCGCUUCGCCCAAAUCGAACGUGAAACGCGUGCCGGCGAAGAACUCGGAUAUCAACUUGACGCGUACUUCCCGUUCGAUCCGUACCAGCUCCCUCACAGUAGCCGCUGGGUGAAGGAUGACUACGUCGAAUGGCGUGGUAUCCCUGGACUAGACGACCAGGAGGACUCGGACAGCGAAGCGAACGAUAGUGAGUCGGAAGACGAUAUGAGCGAGGGCACGGGAACAGACGAGGAGUGA
Aspergillus melleus is the source of this 2602-nucleotide messenger RNA. RefSeq names its product rDNA-binding RNA polymerase I transcriptional factor (gene RRN3). The transcript has a single exon. Bases 509 to 2602 code for a protein of 697 amino acids. Gene Ontology annotation, molecular function: RNA polymerase I core binding; RNA polymerase I general transcription initiation factor activity. Lineage: Eukaryota; Fungi; Ascomycota; Eurotiomycetes; Eurotiales; Aspergillaceae. The record is from RefSeq and is a predicted model, not a curated record. Gene Ontology annotation, biological process: transcription initiation at RNA polymerase I promoter. Gene Ontology annotation, cellular component: nucleus.